Hypoxylon fragiforme is the source of this 2224-nucleotide messenger RNA. RefSeq lists its product as uncharacterized. Gene Ontology annotation, cellular component: trans-Golgi network. Gene Ontology annotation, biological process: Golgi to plasma membrane protein transport. The record is from RefSeq and is a predicted model, not a curated record. The coding region runs from base 369 to 1946 and encodes 525 amino acids. NCBI's taxonomy places the organism in Eukaryota, Fungi, Ascomycota, Sordariomycetes, Xylariales, Hypoxylaceae. The transcript has 2 exons.
AAUACAUACUGUAUCCGCCUGACCUUUAAGCGGCCCUGGAUCAAAUGACGUCCCAGCGCAUCUGACACCUCAAGGUUCAUCUUUCCUCCUUCUCCUUCACCUUCAACGCUUGCCGUAUUCAAGCCUUAUUAUUAAAAUGCCAGCCACCUAGUUCCCCAUGGGGCAAACAUAAUUAUCGUCAGACCUUAUUGCUUGCUUCUUGCUUUGUCGGCAUUUGCUUAAAUACGAUAUAUAUAAAAGUCUUGACUAUUUAAUCUGCUCUUCAUGGAUUCAACAGGUGCUGGUUGACUGGCUUGCUUAACACUCUUCAGCUUGAAAGGUCGUACAACAUCACGGAUACCCACAUACUUGACUACAAUCACUUGAAUAUGUCUCUCUUUACAGCUGCUCUCCAUCCUAACGUUGGAUUAGGCUUCCUCGUGCUCGGUGCCUCGCUUCACGAUAUUUUGACACGACUGAAAGCCGAACCUCAGCGUUUCCCUAAACUAGAUCUUGCAUACUCUCAGACCGAUCCCGUCACUGAACCCGUGCUUCUCACCCUUCCUGCAAAUGGUAUACGUUUGCGCUUUGAUGGUCCCGAGCAACGACUACGGCUUGUUGAAGUCAUUGACUUCACAAAGAACCGCAUUACUUAUCAAGAGAAAGAUGUCGCUAAGCCCGCAAACUCUCAAGGAGCGGUCGGCUCCCCGAGGCUAGGCGGAGACACUGCAAAUGGACCGGCUUUUAAGAAUAUCUACCACCGCCUCUUUGGCCCAACAUACGCAGGGGAGUACAUACCUCCUGAUGACACAGGAAACGGAAACGCGGUCGGAACCUACAUCCUGUCGUAUCCCGGUGUAGCCUUCAGCUUCCCCUUACCCAAGUCAGCUUACUCUCCAAAUAAAGAUGUAGUAUCCUUGCUAUCUUCGCCCGCGAGCCAGACAGCUGCCUCUGUUGCCAUAUUCAGCGGAAAAUCUUGGGCACAUGCUCGAGAUACUCUGUGGGACGAAAUUCUGCCAAGCGUUAAGUCGGCAAUUCUAUUUAAUAAGAGUAAGGAGGUCGUGCCUGAUGAAAUAUCUCUUGUCAAGAUACAUGGAGGUGGAAGACUCCAACUAUUCAAGAAGUGGACCAAUGCAUCAACGUGGAUCAAUCUGGGCGAGACAACACCCCAGGAUCUGGUGGCAGAAUUAGGCCCGCCUGAUGCCAUUUACAGGAAGAAUGACCAGAGGAUGUAUAUCCACAAGACGCGCACUGCGAGCCAUAGCAGGUCCAGAUCAAACGGUGGUGACUACAGGCGCCCGGACGAUCUGACCGACACUGACCAAUCUUCAGCUCACACCGGUUCAGAUGACUCUGAAGACGAAGCUAUCGAAGACGAUUUUGUUGGUAACGUAUCGGGCGAAUGCUUCUUCAAUUAUUUUUAUCUGGGAUUUGACAUCCUUGUAUCUCCACCCCAACCUGCCUCGAAGACGCCGCCAUCUCAGGUGGCUGCUUUGAACGGAAAAGAGGUGCCCGGUUCUACUCCGUUUAAGAAUGGUACAGCAGACCGAUUAGUAGCAACCAAAAUGGUCCUGCAUGCAAAUGUUCCUGGAUCGUACCCAUUCAACCGACAUCGCCGUUGCCGCUGGGAGAUUCAAUAUCUUGCAACCGAUAACCCGGAUGAAACUCUUGACUCUGAAACCCUAUUCGAUGAGAUCGAGGAACGGCUGAGGGAGGAGUGGAAGAGUACGUAUCCAUUAGAGGAGGAUGCUAAGAGGCGUCAGAGGGGUAUGGUGCUCAAUAGGGGAUGGGGAGAUAGCCCUGGGAGCAGCAUAGAAUUCCUUGGAGGCUGGGAGGAUAGUAGCGGAGGGGUUGCGGCGAAGAAAUUUGACGGGAGUGAGGAUUCUACAACUACAUUAUAUGGGUUUCCUGGACUGGUUUUUGAAGUUUUGAAGAAUGGUUUUGUGAGUGCAGUCACGGUCUAUUAAGGUUACGGAGCCGGGGUAUGGGAGUUGUUGGCCCUUUCUUGCAUCGCACGUAAGUAUAAUACUCGUCAUAAAUUGAGUGGAAGAUAUUGUUGGACGCCUGAUAGUCUGGAGAAAUGGACUGUUGUUUCGAGGUUAAAGCCUGUGAUCCCUACUUAAGGCUGUUAAUGUGACGAUGGGUACCUACAUAUCUAGGUUAGGUGCUUCCAUUCUUUACUGGGUAAUUUUACAUAGAAUUCCAAGGUUGGCUCUAGAAAGAAUAUGCGUUUCCGUUUUUCUCA